AUGCUUCUUGUCCUUGUCGAAACUAGCAGUCUUGUUGACGAUUUUCAAUUAUUUUUUUCACUGAUUCACUCCAAUUCGAUUGAUUUAAUUUCAUUUGAAGAUCGACUAAUCGAUAUUAUAUCAAUAUCAAAAGGAAAUCAACCAAAAAAUAAACGAACAGCAGCAAUAACAACUAAUCCAUCAAAUAAUCAACAAUCAAAGAAGAACAAGAAAUCGAAUGAUAUUCAAACAUCUAAACCACAUUAUCUACAACUAUCAGAUGCGAUCUUUAAACAAAUGUUAUCCAAUGCUAUUGAACAUGGAAACGUGCACAAUAUGAAUAUAAAAUUAGAAAAUGGUCUUCCUAAACCACAUAAACCUGGUACACCAUUACGACCCAUUAUUGCUUCCAUCAAUGCACCAACAACAUUGAUAUCAAAAUUCUUAAAUAAUCUUCUAGCACCAAUCUUUUUAGAUGUAGCUCGUCGAACAACAUUUAUUAAUGGUAUUGAUGUUGUUCGAAAAUUAGAGAAAUAUGUCAAAGAUGGUCAUAUGAAAUCAACAACAAGAUUUAUUAUAGCUGAUGUAACUGAUCUUUAUACAAUGAUACCAAGACAAGGUGCAUUAGAAGCAUUAGCAGGAUUUUGUAUUCAACUUUCAAAACAAGCAUUUACACAAGUCUUAGCCAAUAUCUAUAUGUAUCAAUGGGAAAAAGAAUUAAUUCAACAUCAAACAAUGAAAAAUGAAAUCUAUGGAAGAUAUAUCGAUGAUAUCUUUAUGACUACAAAUGAAUCUAUUGAUGAAAUGAAACAACGACUUGAACAAGCAGAUAAUAAAGAUAUAAAUAUUAAAACUUACUAUCAAAUUAAUCGAUCAGUGGAUUUUCUCGAUGUGACAAUUAUGAAUGAAGAUAGUCAAUUGAGAACAAAUGAAUGA
This is a messenger RNA of Didymodactylos carnosus, 915 nucleotides long. NCBI's taxonomy places the organism in Eukaryota, Metazoa, Rotifera, Eurotatoria, Philodinida, Philodinidae. The record is from the annotation of a GenBank genome assembly.